AGGCGGUGUGUAAGAAACCCCAACCAAUGAGAGUACGAGCCCUAAACUCCGAAACUCCCUCGGCCUGUCCAUAUAAACCCCCAUCGCUCAUCACGACUCAAACCGAAGCAGAUCACGAUUCAUCUCCGCUGCCACUCUCACUGCGCAGAACCAUGAGCAGGAACUUUUUGUCCAUGAAUGAUGAGCUCCAGAAAGGAGACUUCCUGUUAUCCAACAACCGAAAGUACAGGGCAGUCUUCCAGGAGGAUGGGAACUUUGUGGUGUACGGUUGUGGUCCUGUGUGGGCAUCCAACACUUGUGGCAUUACAGACGCCCAUCGGCUGAUCAUGCAGGAAGACUGCAACCUGGUCAUUUACACGCCCUGUAAACCCGUGUGGUCCACCAACACCAACCGCUCGGGCGUCAAGAGGUGCCGGUUGACGCUGCGUGAUGAUGGCACUCUGGUGGUGGAGAAUGAUGGGGCUGUGGUGUGGAAAUCCACCUAGUAAAAUAAAAAGUAAUGAAGUAGUCCUGUCCUGUCCUGAAGUAGAAAAGUUCUCUGAGCUUCAUUUCUGUCAGUAAACUCAAUAAAUCAGUAAGGAGCAUCA
Molecule: messenger RNA, 587 nt
Organism: Ictalurus punctatus (channel catfish)
Lineage: Eukaryota; Metazoa; Chordata; Actinopteri; Siluriformes; Ictaluridae
Product: B-type lectin plumieribetin
Exons: 3
Coding region: 27-485 (152 amino acids)
Source: RefSeq, a predicted model, not a curated record